AUUUCUCUAGAAAAGAGCACCGUCUGAUACAUUCACAAGGAAUCAUGAAUACUCAACAUCAUGAGACUGAUGUGGAUCCCUUCCUGUGUACCUGUGGACCAUGUAGACGGUUCUGGAAGGAAAACUUCAACGACGCCACCGAACUUCUUAGUGAGCCAGCCAUGAGUCGUGCAAGUGGGUCAGCAUCUGUACCAUCCCACAGUCAUAUAUGUAAAAUUGGUGAUCGUGUUAUGGUGCAAGACAAAUAUCCAGGCACAGUGAAGUUUGUAGGUGUUGUUGAUGACAGUUCCAUCGCCCCACAGUUGUAUGUAGGGGUCAAGCUUGAUGACAACGUGAACUCCGUACAUAAUGGAGUGUUUAAGGGUAAGCGAUACUUUCACUGUCCCCGGGGACAUGGAGCCAUGGUGCGCUAUACUGAGGUGACACCUCUCAAGGGCUACAAAACUACCCCACCUCUUCAUGGCAACUACAUGUUCCCCAGCUGGGAUGAGGUAAAAAAGAGGAGAGGUGAUCGAUAUAAAAAACUUGUGGAGAUCUACAGAAAUGCUGGUAUCGAGCCCCCUGAUACUGUGAUACCCCCUGCUCCAGGAUACAAUCAGCCCAAACAUAGGGUAGAACCCCUCAUCCAUGUCAGCGACCCCUUCGACAUAGGACUCAAGGAUCGUGAGCGAAAGAUAAUACGGGAAAAACAGCACCAUGAAUCAUUUAUUGAGGAUCGGGAAAAGCAAGAACUGCGGAGGGCACAACAACACUUUGAGGGCCACAACGAUUCUGAUCGUAUGGUACAAACAUUUCUCAAGUUACAACGUGCCUUCAAGGAAGGCGAGAACAUUUCUAAGAAACGAUCAAACUGGGAAGUUCAAAGUAAUAAUUCAGACUCUGAUGACUGAUUUGUGGAAAAUGUGGACAACAUCAAAAUGUUGUUAGAGCUAAUGAAGGUUUUCACAGCAUUUAUAUACUUAUCAACUUUGGUGCCAUUUUCUCUGUUGUUAUGGCCACUAAUGGGUUGACAUCACCAUGAAGUAUAUUUUGAAAAAAGUGUAUGUGUACGUGGUACGUAUAUACUUUUCAUUAUUUCCAAAUUCUUAGCCCUGGUUGUUUUUUUUCUGUCAUGGACUUCAUGCUUUACCUAUAGUUAUCAAAGCUGCUAUAUUUUGUUUCUGAGUUUUGGUAUUUUGAUGAUGUUUGUAUUAAAAGUCAUGUGGAAUAUACUGAUGACUAACAGCUAGAUAUGCUGUGAAGGUAAAUUUUAUGGUGCAUUAUAACACGUAAUGUUCAAGUGAUUGUCUUUGCAGUCUUGGAGAUAAAAGAAUAUGUAUGAUCAAAUUUACAUGGUUUCCUGAGGAAAAACAUACACAGAAUAUCAAUUUAGUUUUCAGGAAAACUGAACCCUAUGGUGAACCAUCAUCAAAUUUUUAUCUUCUUCACUCUGCCAGUUACUUGAUAUUUUUGAAUGUGGAUGAUAUAAUUGUUUAAUGGUCUCGACCUUCGACUUCCUAUUCCCUUCAGAAGUAUAAAGUGUAGAUUGGUGCUGUGUCAGACUUGUACACAAUAAAUUAAAAACAAAAAAUCUAUAUACAUUUUGUACCAUAUUUUAUACAGCAUACAUGUAUCUUUAAAGAAAUAAAUAAAUAUCAUACAUAUCUGAUAAAUU
This is a messenger RNA of Ylistrum balloti, 1654 nucleotides long. RefSeq lists its product as uncharacterized. The coding region runs from base 45 to 890 and encodes 281 amino acids. Lineage: Eukaryota; Metazoa; Mollusca; Bivalvia; Pectinida; Pectinidae. The transcript is spliced from 6 exons. The record is from RefSeq and is a predicted model, not a curated record.